UUAAUUAAUUAAAGUAGUUUUGUAGUUUUGUGUAGUUUUUCUCUUUCCCACAUGCAAGGAAACUGUUAAGCGCGUGACACACACACCCCAAUCUCUCUUUAAUCUUUUCUCUUCCUUUCUUCUUUCUCAUUCUUCUUCUCUCCUCUCCAUUCGCAUUCCCUUUCGCCCCAACGCACUCUAACCUCUCCUCUCUCUUAUUCUCUUGCAUGUUCUCGGAGCUCCGGCUCCAUUAACGGAGCCCCGGCUCAACUACCAAUUUUCAACAACAACAAUCGAAUCGAAUCGAAUCUACAUUCUCUUCAAUUUUUUUUAAGAUCUCGAAAAUGUCGAAACCCUGGGGCAACAUCGGAGCUUGGGCCGCCGAUUCCGAGGCAGCCGAAGCCGAGGAACGUGAAGCCGCGGCUAAGGAAGCUUCCGCCGGGUCAGAUAACUUCCCGAGUCUCAAAGAAGCCGUUACUGCUAAACCGAAGAAGAAUAAGAAGAUGUCUCUUUCUGAGUUCGCACGUGGCGGUUACUCUUCCGGUGGUGGCGCUACCGAUUAUCCUCGAUUGACACCGGAUGAAAUGCUUCGGCUUCCUACCGGUCCUAAGGAGCGUUCUGCUGAGGAAAUGCAGUAUAACCGUCUUGGUGGUGGUUUUUCAAAUUUUGACCGUGGUGGUCGUGGUAGGGAUCGUGAUGGUGGCUCUGGAGAUGGUAAUUGGGGUGCUGGAAGAAGAUCUUAUGGUGGAUUUGAUGAUGAACGUAGGACUCCGAAUUCUAGGGUUUCGGAAUUUGAUCAACCGUCGAGGGCUGAUGAGGUGGAUAAUUGGGCUUCGGUGAAGAAGACACUUCCUUCGUUUGAUUCCGGUAGGCAGAAUCGAUAUGGGGGUGGUGGUGGCGGUGGUGAUCGAUAUGGGGGUGGUGCUGGCGGUGGUGAUCGAUAUGGGGGUGGCGGUGGUGGUGGUUUUAGUGGUGAAUCUAAGGCUGAUGGAGUGGACAAUUGGGCGGUUGGUAAGAAACCUCUACCUGUUAGAUCUUCUGGUUAUGGUUAUCGUGAUUCUGGAACCGAACCAGAUCGGUGGUCUAGGGGUUCUGCUGUUGAACCAGAUCGUUGGUCCAGAGGUGCACCUCGUGAAACGGAGCAGCAACGAACGAGGUUGGUGUUGGAUCCAAGGAAAACUGAUGGUUCUGUGAAUGAAGCUCCAGUGGCAAAGACAAAUAAGCCGAAUCCAUUUGGUGCGGCGAGGCCUAGGGAGGAAGUGUUAGCUGAGAAAGGAUAUGAUUGGAAGAAGCUGGAUUCUGAGAUUGAAGCAAAAAAUAGGCCUACAAGUUCACAUUCUAGCAGGCCUUCAAGUGCUCAGUCCAAUCGCUCUGAGGGUCCAGAUGGUGCGGUGAAACCGAGGCCAAAGGUGAAUCCUUUUGGGGAUGCCAAACCCAGGGAGGUUUUGCUUAGCGAGCGUGGCAAGGAUUGGCGGAAGAUUGAUCUGGAAUUGGAGCAUCGUGCUGUUGAUAGGCCUGAGACCGAGGAGGAAAAAUUAUUAAAAGAAGAAAUUGAUAAUUUGAAGAAGGAACUUGAGAAGGAGCCUACGAUAAAUUCAAAUAAGGAAUCUGCGGAUGAUGCUGGUGUAGACCAAACUGGUACGCGUGCAGUGCUACAAGAGAAAGAAAGGGAGCUGGAACUACUUAUCCGUGAUUUGGAUGAUAAAGUUCGUUUUGGGCAGAAAGCUGUUGAAAGGCCAGGUUCGUCAGCAGGAAAGACUGCUGGUUUUUCUGAUAGGCCACCAUCUCGUUCUGGCUCAUUUGAGGAUUCUAGAAGUGUGGAUUUUACGGACCGACCUCGAUCCCGUGGUACAGGAGAUAUGUCGAUGCGUCCUACUGAUGACAGAAGACAAUUUCAAGGUAGCAAGGAAAGAGGGUGGUUUGCGAACAGCAGAGACUUGAAUAGGUCAAGGUCCAGAGAGAGAUGGUGAUCAGUUUUUUGUGGAUUAAGAGUUAUCUUCAACUUUUGAUGACCAGAACCUAAUACUAUUUUAUUACUCGUAAUUUCUAAUCGUUUUGUUCAAUUUACUCCAGGAAUUGGAGCAACAAUCAUUGAGUACUGGCACUAAAACUUUUGCCUAAUCUGUUAUUGCAUCUCAAAACGUUGUAAAUUUGAUUUUUCCCUUUUGGUAAUUUUUUGGGUGUCUGGAUGAAGGCAGAAAGCCUGUAAUUUUAUUAGGACAAUUUUAUUGAAGAUUAUGGAACUAGGUAGCUAAUGUUAUAUUGUUUUAAUAUUAAAAUUAUAAUGC
This is a messenger RNA of Trifolium pratense (red clover), 2267 nucleotides long. RefSeq names its product eukaryotic translation initiation factor 4B2-like. Gene Ontology annotation, molecular function: mRNA binding; translation initiation factor activity. The coding region runs from base 324 to 1949 and encodes 541 amino acids. NCBI's taxonomy places the organism in Eukaryota, Viridiplantae, Streptophyta, Magnoliopsida, Fabales, Fabaceae. The record is from RefSeq and is a predicted model, not a curated record. The transcript is spliced from 3 exons.